ACCAAAUCGCUGGGAUUGUAAAAAAAAAAUAUAUAAUUUUUUUAAUUUUUUAACUCUGCUCCCCCUUUUCUUUCAGUCUUUCCCUCAUUUGAUUUCUGUGAGACGAAGCAGCAGCACAGCUUUACAAACCAACGAAGCAACCAGCAAGGCAAGGAAUCUAUCCCCUUGUCUCAGACAAACAGCACAACUAAGAGAGAGAGAGAGAGAGAGAGAGAGAGAGAGAGAGAGAGAGAGAGAGAGAGAGAGAGAGAGAGAGAGCGCAAGACAACGCAGGAGAUUUAAAGGGCUGCUGUUGCUGCAGCUGUGAAAGGUUCCUGCUCUCCUAUUCUGCUGAUACCCCAGGUGUUCUUCUACCCUACCCUCUGAUACCCUAGGUGUUCUGCUACCCUACCCUCUGAUACCCUCUGAUACCCUCUGCCUGCUGUGACUGUCCCUGUCACCUCAUUCCCUGGGAGAGAGAAAGGAAGAAGGACAGAGAGAGAAAGAGAGAGUCACAACACUGAAGAUUUAAAGAGCUGCUGGUGUAGAAGACGAGAUACUGUCCUCUCCUGUCCUCUCCUGUCCUCCUGUUCUGCUGCCUGCCUAGAGGCUGAAGCUGAGAGUCUGAGGGCCAUGGUGAAGAUGCCUGUACCUGGAGCCCUGCUACCCUGCCUCUGCACCCUGCUCUGCCUGAACCUGCUGCUCCUCCCUGGGACGGUCGAAUCGGUGGUACCCCUGGAAGACUUCUACCCUUUCGGCCAGGACUGGGGGGACUCCCAAACCAUCUCCCAGGAUGAUGGCGGCUCGGGGCUGCUGGAGAUCUCUGUAGCUUUUCCCUUCUUCGGUGACAGACACUCUGGACUCUACGUGAACAACAAUGGCCUGGUCUCGUUCCUCAGAGAGGUGUCUCAAUUCACACCUGUGGCGUUUCCCAUCGCCGGAGACCGUAGGGUUGUGGCGCCGUUCUGGGCUGAUGUGGACAACAGGCGGGCGGGGCAGGUCUUUUACAGAGAGAGUAAAGACCCGUCUGUCCUUCUGAGGGCCACAGCUGACGUCAGACGACACUUCUCUGAGUUCCCAGAGUUCAGUGCGACGUGGAUCCUCAUCUCAACGUGGCACAAAGUCACCUUCUUCGGAGGAAGUGACAUCACACCGGUGAACACGUUCCAAGUGGUACUGAUCACCAACGGAGAGGUGUCCUUCACCAUCUUCCAGUAUCAUGACAUCACCUGGACUACAGGCAUGCAUGCCAGCAGUGGAGGAGACCUGGCAGGGCUAGGCGGCAUCGCUGCACAGGCAGGUUUUAACGCCGGCGACGGGAAACGUUACUUCAACAUCCCGGGGUCUCGUACUGAUGAUGUCGUGGAUGUGGAGGGAACCACCAAUGUGGGUUACCCCGGGAGAUGGGUGUUCCGUAUUGACAACGCCCAGGUGGAGGUGGGCGGAUGCAACGACUCUGCGUCUGUGUGCCCACACCUUCGACCCUGUCUGAACGGAGGUCGCUGUAUAGACGACUGCAUCACCGGAAACCCUUCCUUCACCUGCUCCUGUCUGGCUGGCUUCACCGGACCACGGUGCCAGAUAGAUGUAGAGGAGUGUUCGUCCUACCCCUGUCAGAACGGAGGUACCUGUUCAGACCAGGUUAACGGGUUCACCUGCCAGUGUCCACCUGGGUUUACAGGGACACUCUGCCAAACAGAUGUAGAGGAGUGUUCGUCCUACCCCUGUCAGAACGGAGGUACCUGUUCAGACCAGGUUAACAUGUUCACCUGCCAGUGUCCACCUGGGUUUACAGGGACAGUCUGCCAAACAGAUGUAGAGGAGUGUUCGUCCUACCCCUGUCAGAACGGAGGUACCUGUUCAGACCAGGUUAACGGGUUCACCUGCCAGUGUCCACCUGGGUUUACAGGGACAGUCUGCCAAACAGACAUUGACGAGUGUAAAGACGGAGCCUGCCUCAACGGUGCGCUGUGCGUACAAGGUGUCGACAACUUCACCUGUGUGUGUGAGAGGGGCUACACUGGGGCUCUGUGUGAGACAGACAUGGAUCAGUGUGUUUCCCAACCUUGUCUGAACGGAGGGGAGUGUAAAGAACAGGUGUAUGGUUAUAACUGCUCCUGUCCUGCCGCCUUCACCGGAACACACUGUGAGACAGAGUUGGUGGUGGUCCAUGUGAAUUCAUCGUCUACUCCUCAGCCUGAAAAUCAAACAGUGUCCUGUGAGGGGGAAGGCUGUGAGAAACACCAGAUCUGUGAACACACCGGCCCUGGGAGUUACAACUGCACAUGUACACAAGGAUUCUAUGGUGACAACUGUGAAGAGGAGUGUCUGUGCCAGAAUGGUGGCGUCUGUGUGGAAGUGAAUGGGACCUGUGACUGCCCCUCAGGCUUCACCGGACUCUACUGUCAGUUCGAGGUGACCCAGACCCCAUGCAGCAACAGCAGGCCGUGUCCUGACGGAGGACCCUGUCUGGAGUACGGAGGAACCUACCUGUGUACCUGUCAGACAGGUGUGGCAGACUUAGAUCACAGGGACUUCUAUCCUCCCUAUGUACAGCCUCGAUCGGUCUGUGAUUCGUCUCCGUGUCUGAACGGAGGUCACUGCUAUGAGAGAGAUGGAGGCUACACCUGCGAGUGCAAGCAUGGAUACAGAGGGAAGCACUGUGAGAAAGUCAGACUCAAUACCUGUGCCUCUGGCCUGUGCCGUAAUGGAGGCUCCUGUAAAGAGGAGGCAGGGAGUUACCUGUGUGUCUGUCCAUACAGGUUCACUGGAAAACACUGUGAAGUGGGGAGACCAGACCCGUGCUCUUCCAGCCCCUGUCUGAAUGGAGGAACAUGUUUCCACUACAUCGGGAAGUACAAGUGUGAAUGUUCCGGAGAUUUCAGCGGGAGACACUGUGACAUCAUCAGGGGGUCACCACACGCCACAGCAGACCUGGACUGUGGUCCCCCCUUGCAGGUGAAGCACGCAGAGCUCCAGUUCUCCUCUACGUCGCCAGGCUCCAUGGCUCUGUACGUCUGCCACCCAGGAUUCACCCCCAUGCCCAGGGCCACCCAGAGCAUCUGUGGGGUUCAGGGGGCCUGGAGCCAACCCCCUGUCUGCCAGGAGAUCAACGAGUGUUUGUCCCAGCCUUGUCUGAAUGGAGGGACAUGUAGGGACAGGGUGGCGACCUACCAGUGUGCAUGUGACCAAGGCUUCAGUGGAAACCACUGCCAGACAGAUGUGGAUGAGUGUCUGUCGGAGCCCUGUAAGCACGGAGGAACAUGUGAAGAUCAGGCUGGAUCCUACUACUGCCACUGCCAACAGGGUUUCACGGGACCAGACUGUGAAAUAGAGCAGGACAGGUGUGAGUCCAGCCCCUGUCUGAACGGCGGUGUGUGUCGUGGCUACAGGUGGAACCACCUGUGCAUCUGUAAUGAAGGGUUCUUUGGGGACCGUUGCCAGUCGUUGGAGAAUCCCUGUGUACUGCAACCUUGUGGGAACAGAGGUCUCUGCCACAGUAUCAGAAGAGAGAACUACAGCUGUACUUGUCGAGUGGGACACACAGGAAAGGACUGUGAGAGAGACCUGUUGCCUCCCUCUGGUCUGCAUGUAUUACGGGUAGAGGAGGAGGAGGUGGAGUUACGCUGGGACCUGCCGGACCCUUCCUCUCAGAACCUGUUCAGUGGCUUCGCUGUGACCUACGCCCCACUGGGUCUCCCGGGCCGUGGCAGCGGGACCAGGAAGACUGACUUCCUGGAUAAGAGGCAGUCCACCUAUCAGCUGCAGGGUCUGGUGCCUGGCCUGCUGUACAACAUCUCUACCUUCUCUGUGAAACGAAACGCCAACAGCAACGAUAUCAGCCAGCCAGCCAUCGCGCUCAUUCGCACCCGGCCGCGGCGGGUGGAUCAGCUGCAGAUUGUCAACGUGUCUUCCUCCCAGGUUUGGCUGCGGUGGCUGGUGCAGGCUGCUCAUCACGCAGCUGUCAGCCAAGUGCGUCUCUCCCUGAUCCCCUCAGACGGCAGCGGAGCUCGCACCGCCCUGGUCAAUGCCAGCACCACGGAGUACGCAUUCAGUUCUCUGCUCCCUGGUCAGAUGUACACGGUGGACGUUCUAAGUCAGAGUGGGAUCGGACCGGACGAGUCACCGUCCACAAGUCACUCUGCUGGACCGCUGCAAGUCUGGACCCGGCCCCUCCCCCCUCAGAACCUGUCUUUGGCACAUGUGACCUCCAACUCUGCCCUGGUGACGUGGGUCCACCGUCCCAGGAACCUGCCCGACGGCUUCGUGGUUAACGUGACGCGAGGCUUGAGCACCCGGAGUCGCUUCCUACCCAAUGGGAAGUUAGAGACGUAUACCCUGAGAGAGCUUUCUCCGGGACAACACUACCACCUAGCUCUCAUGGCUGUUAGGAACACAGGACAGGAACAGAUCCACAGUGUACCACAACACCUGGCCUUCACCACACUGCCGAUGGAGGAGCGAUGGGGAGGGAGGACGAGGGAGAGACCGUCUGUCGUGGGCCAGGGAACCCCUGUGAGUCACACACUAGCCCCGUCUGAACCUCAGGACCUGGGGGUGGCUGGAGAGAGAGAGCACUCUGAAGAGAUGCCCAGAUACACAGAGCUGAUUGAUGGUAGAGGGAAGAUAACAGCUAAGUUCUCCAAACUGCCCAGAAAGGCCAUCAGACACCGCACUAAACCCGAGCCUCCCGUUCAGCUAGAGAGGAUGGAGGAGACAACCAAUAAGAUCAGCCUUGCACUAGAGAUCCAGAGGAAGGAGGAAGAGGAGGAGUCCAGGAGAAAACCUGAGUCGUCCCAGGACUGCCGGAGUCUGCCCUGCCUGAACGGGGGUACGUGUGCGAAGGGCGGCGACUCCUACAUAUGCGACUGCGUAGCCGGGUUCAAGGGCAGGCAGUGCGAUCUGUUCUGCCAGCGAGUGCCCCACCCGUGUACCCGCCUUUACUCUGAAACAAAGAGCGUGCCCGUCUGGGUGGGUGAAGUCUGCCAUUACCUGUAUAAAAGGACAUAUAAAGUGCAGCAGGAUAUUUGCUAUCGAGAGAUCUGUGAACCACCACUGCUUCCAAAGAAAAGCCCCAACAGAAGAACUAACAGACAACAUUAAUGAAAGCUAAUCUUGGAUGACCCAUGUUGCCCAGAGAUUGGCCAGUUGGAUGACCCAUGUUGGAUGACCCAUGUUGCCCAGAGAUUGACCUGUUGGAUGACCCAUGUUGCCCAGAGAUUGGCCUGUUGGAUGACCCAUGUUUCCCAGAGAUUGGCCUGUUGGAUGAACCAUGUUGCCCAGAGAUUGGCCUAUUGUAUGACCCAUGUUACCCAGAGAUUGGCCAGUUGGAUGACCCAUGUUGCCCAGAGAUUGGCCUGUUGGAUGACCCAUGUUGCCCAGAUAUUGGCCUAUUGUAUGACCCAUGUUUCCCAGAGAUUGGCCAGUUGGAUGACCCAUGUUGCCCAGAGAUUGACCUGUUGGAAGAUCCAUGUUGACCCAUGUUGCCCAGAGAUUGGCCUAUUGGAUGACCCAUGUUGCCCAGAGAUUGGCCUGUAGGAUCAAUCAAUCAAUCACAUGUAUUUAUAAAGCCCUUUUUACAUCAGCUGAUGUCACAAAGUGCUGUACAGAAAAUCCCAAACAGCAAGCAAAUCAGGUGUAGAAGCACGGUGGCUAGGAAAAACUCCCUAAAAAGGCCAGAACCUAGAGAGGAACCAGGCUAUGAGGGGUGACCCAUGUUGCCCAGAGAUUGGCCUGUUGGAUGACCCAUGUUGGAUGACCCAUGUUGCCCAGAGAUUGGCCUGUUGGAUGACCCAUGUUGGAUGACCCAUGUUGCCCAGAGAUUGGCCUGUUGGAUGACCCAUGUUGCCCAGAGAUUGGCCUUAUGGAUGACCCAUGUUGACCAGAGAUUGGCCUGUUGGAUGACCCAUGUUGACCAGAGGUUGGCCUGUUGUAUCCGCAGCUUGAAUGAGGAUUUGGAGGAAGCUAACAAGUAGAACAUGAUUGACCCCCAACAACCAUCAAUGAGAUUUGGCCCCAGAAUCAUCAAUCAAUUUCUAACUAUUCUAUGUCAUAUUUUUUUACAGAAUUUUCACUCAUGAUGGAUGAGAAAUGUACCAUAAACAGUCCACACCUGUGUAAAAAUCAAAACAUUAUACAUACCUCAUGUCUCACAUGUUGGCAGUUUAGUCCCUCUGCUCAGGGAAAUGUGUAUAUUGUCUGUUUCAUCGCAAGCAACCCUAUUUAAAAUCUGUAUCGAUUGAUUUAACAACAAAUUUAACUGUUUUACCUCUUAGCCAAAAAACAUGUUCAGCAAUCAGUACUGGAAAAUAAAUGUCUGUUUUUAUGUCUUUCAACUCUAAACCAACAUCACUGCUAGCUAUCAUGUAAAUAGUGUUUAUAGGCUGUUUUGUAGGUGAAUAUUUUAAUAAUUAAAAUGUUAAAAUGUUA
Molecule: messenger RNA, 6408 nt
Organism: Salmo salar (Atlantic salmon)
Lineage: Eukaryota; Metazoa; Chordata; Actinopteri; Salmoniformes; Salmonidae
Product: sushi, nidogen and EGF-like domains 1
Biological process (GO): cell-matrix adhesion; establishment or maintenance of epithelial cell apical/basal polarity; heterophilic cell-cell adhesion
Cellular component (GO): protein-containing complex; plasma membrane
Molecular function (GO): calcium ion binding; protein binding
Source: RefSeq, a predicted model, not a curated record